ACGACCCACAACAAUGAUACUUUCCUCCAGCUGCUUCGCUCCCUGGAGAACCCUGGCAGACAACACCCUUUACCACUACCUGACGUCUGGCGCUCUUAUAUCAAGGAUCAGAGGCCUUAAUAAUACACUCUGCUAGCUGUGAAGAGGGAAGCCAAGUUAUUUUAUGCUUAUAUCGUGUUAUGAACACCCAGCUUUGGCAUAUAUAGUAGGCAAUAUAAACAAUGUUUAUUUGCUCUUGAAAUAAAAUACUGUCAAGUUUUAUCGGCGAGUCAAAUGGAAAAAUAAGUCUAUCAUAUCCUUGGUGACAGGAAGAAAUGAAUAAUAGUUGCUAAAUCACCGGACCCGAAGCAGUAUUUGUGUGUACUAUGUAACGGUGUGCCUUCACCAUGGCUUGGAGACGUAACCAAUUCCAAGGCCAAUUUGGAAUUAAUGAAACUCCACUGACAGUUGCCAUAGAAUGUGGAAAUUUUAAGGAUGCAGAAGAGAUUAUUCAAGCCACCAGCGACCCAUCCUUUCUGAAUGAUGGACAAUAUGAAAGAUUUCCUCUUCACAUGGUAUUGACUAAUAACCACUACCACACAGAACAGAGUCGCAACCUAAAAAUUGCAAAAUUGCUUGUCCAAAAAGGUGCUAACCCAAAUCUACGGAUACCCUAUGAGGAUCUGGAUCGAGCAUCACCUAGCCCUUUUGAAGAGCUUGUAGUGUACCAUGAAGUGCUUAAAUCUUACGUGGAUGGUAAUUCUGAAAUUCUAUGUGAAGAAUUAAAUAUGUACUUUGAAUUAGAAGAAAUUAAGCUAGAAUUUAUAACUAACACCAUAGAUUUUGAAGGUACAAAGUGUAUGCCUAACAUUGAAAGCUGUAAUAAACUAGUCAAGCAGACCAGUGACUUAAUCGAUGUGUUUUUAGAGUAUGGUAGUGAUCCUAAUGUUAUUACAACUUUUGCCCACAAGACCCUCUUCCACUGGGUGAUUGAACAUGAGGAUAUAGUCUUAGCAAAGUGUUUCCUGAACACUUGUAGAGUUAAUUUAAAUCUAUGUGACAUUCAUGGGACUUCACCAUUAAUGGAUGCCAUAUUGAGAAAUGAUCCAGUAAAUUCUCUUCAUUUGUACAAUGUCAUGUGUGAUACUGUUGAUUUUAUUGAUGUAAACAUGCAUAAUUGCUGUGGUGAAACAGCACUCUUUAGAGCAGUGUUUGUUGGAGCAGUAGAUUUAGCCACAAGACUGUGUAAGUAUGGAGCACACACACAAACUAAUGUUUCUCUCUCUCAAGUACCAGUUACAUAUCCAAGUAAAUGCUUUUUCUGUUCAAGUUCUCACAUUCAGCAAGUGCCCAUUUUAUCAACUCCUUUGUUAGCACCGUUAUUAGCCGAUGCUCCAACCAGACUUCGUUACACUCAUGUCUCUUCACAAGAUUUUGAUAUUAAAAUUGUUCGUCCACAUAAACACCUUAUUGACAAGAUUAUUUCAUCAUCCAUUUCUCCCCUUAUAGACACAGGAUGCUUGAAUAAUCAGACUGUUGCUUCUGAGGUGACACCUCUUUUGUCUUUGAGUAAUUUUGUACAUUUAAAAGAUGGAAGAAUUCAGCCUACUGAUUUGAUAACAUUAAUGUUUGGCCAGGUGUCUGCAGGUCUUCGGCAACUGUGCAUUAGAUCUCUCUUUGAUUAUGUUUUUAUGGUCUCUGACAUUCCCAGAAAGACAUGGCCUGAUUUGGUUCUUCAUGAACUAUGUAUCAAAGACUGCAAAGGGGCAUUGAUGGAAUCAUACAUGAUAGAAUUAAUAGAAUUACUUGGUCUUCCACAGUCCUUCAAAAUAUUUUUUGAAAUUGAAGCUGCUAAAUAUCAAAUUUCUAAGUUAAUUAUGGGUCUUCAGAGUGUGGAUUGUGAUCAAGCAUGUUCAGCAUCAGAUGAAUCAAUGUUUGAUGAAGAUGAUGAUGAUAAUGUGUCAUAUGAUACUUCAUUAUUCUCAUCAGAUUAUGGAGAUUCCCUUCUCCUCUUCUCUUCUGACAUGCUCAGUGAGGAAUCAUCAGAGGAGGUUGAGGAUCUCUCUGAAGAAGAUUUCUCUGGAAGCGAAGAGGAUGAAAAAGAGAAAAAGACUGAAGAGACUAAAAAAGUGAAUGUAGAAGCGAGUGCACAUAGGAAAAUUAAAUGUGAAUUAGAGAGCAGCUCAAGUUGUGCUUCAGACGACAUCAGGGUUGUUGUAGAAUCUUUGUGCGAGGAUGUAGCUGAAGAUGUAGCUCAUCAUGCACAUUCUCUAGAGUGCUGUGAGAAUUAUCAAAGAUUCAAAGAUGAGUCAACAGUUUCAAGUGUAUCAGAUGCAGAUUUAACUGUAAGUGAACCUUUGUCUGAAACUUUGUCAGAUUCAUCAUGGUAGCACAGGUAACCAAGGGAGGAAAUGAAAUACAAGAUUUUGUAAAUAAUAAUUGUCAACAUAAAUCUUAUGUACUAAUCCUUGUAUAGCAAAAUGAGAUAAUAUGUAGUUAAUGUAAACUAUAAAUAUGUGCUCAGUACUUGUGUGUGCAUGGGUGGGUGAGGGGUUCUGUAUUUGUUUUAUGCGCAAUAUUUUAAAGGCUUAAUUUUUUUUGUUAACAUUUAGACAUUUAAAGAAUAUGGGACUAGGCAUGUGCUGGAGUUAAAAUAUCCCAUCAAACUUUCUAAUACAGUACAGAUUUAUAAGCAGAUACAGUAAUUUUUUGCAAGGAUAUUGCCAUAAUUUUACAGAUGCAGUACAGUAAAUUUAGUGCUUUCCUAAUCUAUAACCAGUAACUAGACAUUGCAUGUACAGUAUUUAAUAAUGCAAUGUAGUCAGCACACGCAUUACGAAUUUAAUAGAAAAAUAAAAAAUACCUGACGACUUAUAUCCAUCAAUUAAUUUUUUUAGGUUCAUUGCUUUUGUUGUACAGUAUACACGAGAUUUGCUCUCCUAAUAUGUCCUAAUAUGUGUUACGUAAUUAGCAUUGUAAGCAUACAUUAGAAUACUGUACUAUACUCAAAGACUGCAUUCUGUAUCACUACAGUAUUAUAUAAUUUGUAUAGCGUUAAAAUGGGACGGAAAGGAAUCCAUAUUAUUGUAUAUUAAUACUGUACUUGUAUAAUGUAACCAUGAUGUUCAUGAAUUACAAGGCAAGAGGACCAAGUGAUACCAAAGUUGCUGUGUUAAUUUCUAGGGUCCACAGGGUUAGCAUUCCCAAAGGAGCUUCCAUAUGUUCAUAAAUUAUUUUGUCUCGGAUUUGUCUUAAGCAGUUUUAAUUUAACUCAAGAUAUUGUUAUUGGCUAUCAGAAUGUAAUGUGGUUAUAAUAUGAGAACUUUGGAUUUACAUAUCUAUGUUAAGAACCCGGUGAUCUGAGAAGGCUACAUAAUAAUAUAAUAAUAAUAAUAAUAAUAAUAAUAAUAAUAAUAAUAAUAUUUUAUUCAUACAAUGUACAAUCCAUUUGACACGUUAAAGCAAAUGAGAUUGAUCGAGCUCAGAGGUACUUCAUUGAUAAUCUCUCUAAAUGGGGACAAAUCUUGUAUAAAGCUUUAAAGUAAAUUGUGUAGCAUUCAUCAUGAUUUUACUUGCACGAUAUAAUAAAGCCCACUUAUACAGUAAUUACAAUCACAUAUAUAUUUCAUCAUGGCUGCAAACAUGCUUUUUCCCACCACAUAGAAUGUCAACCUCCAAAGUUUAUAGCUACAGUGCUGUAGGUUAAUAUUUUCCUAUUAUUCAUGUACAGACAUUAAUUUAUAAAUAUUCGUAAUACUGUACUGUACUGCAUAUGAUAUUAUAUACGGGUACUGUGUGUAUUGUAUAUAUUAUACACAGUACUGAUAUAUUAAUACUGUAUACAUAGAGUACUGUAUUUAUGCUGUAUAAUGAAGUGAUAUAUUGCAUUACCAGUAUGUGUAAUCUUUUUACACUUGGUUUAAAAAUAAUUGAUUGAUAAAGCACUUGGCAAGCUGGUUGAGUGAUGAGGAAGGAUGCCUUUCUUGAGUUGUAUCGAUUGUCUGCCUAAGAUAUCCAUAAAAAUGCCUUAUACUGUACUGUAAUUUUAAGUGCAUUAAAUUUGUUGAUUUACAGUACUGUAAUUCAAAGCUUUUAUUUAGAUUUUAGCAAGAGCUAUAUAACUAAAUAUAUAUUUCUUUCAAUUAAGAUCUAUAUUUUCAAUUGAAUAAACUAUCAAUCAAAGAUGAAUAGUAAAUUAAUAUUUGGAACAAGGCAUAUAAUUUGUUGGCCAUUAAUAGUAUUAUUUUCCUUGAAUCAUAUCUAUAGGAUUCAUUUAGCCUAUAAAUUUACAGAUCUGAUUUAUAAGUCAUCAAAAUAUAACUAUCAUCAAUAUAGUCAACAUGUAUGCUACUCUAGAUGUUAGUCACUGCCUAGCAUACUGGGCCUAUAUAUUACAUUUCAGUCAUACAAGUGAAAUAUGAUACAUGAUAACAAUAUAAAUUUAUUUUACACACACGUACGUACAGCAUGUACAUUCUAAAUGCUACAUUUGCUUUCAGUAAAUAAAUUUUUUCUCAUUCUAAUAAAUUUUUGUUAUAUCCUUUUGAGUUUUUAAGAUUUUCAGAAUUUUCAGAAUUCUGAAAUUCUAACCUUUUCAGAAUUAAAAGCGUACAAUACCUCCAGGUAUUGUACACUUUUAAGGCUUGAAAAAUUUAUCAAGAUAAAUUUUGCAUACAUUCAACAUUAAAAUAUGUAAUUGAAACAAUUACAAUGAAUGUUAAUUAUGCACCAAUUAAAUUACAUUGAAAGUUGUCAACAGUAAUGAGAGAAAAAAAAGAAAUAACUAAUACUGUAGUAAGAGCAGCAGAUAUGUAAAGUUUUUUUAUAUUAAUAAACUUAGAUACACACAAUUCAA
Procambarus clarkii (red swamp crayfish) is the source of this 4834-nucleotide messenger RNA. RefSeq lists its product as uncharacterized. The record is from RefSeq and is a predicted model, not a curated record. Gene Ontology annotation, molecular function: protein binding. Gene Ontology annotation, biological process: protein localization to ciliary inversin compartment. Lineage: Eukaryota; Metazoa; Arthropoda; Malacostraca; Decapoda; Cambaridae. Gene Ontology annotation, cellular component: ciliary inversin compartment.